UAAUAGGAAUAAGGCAUUUGUCUCUCUCCAAUAUAUACUACUUUAUCCACUUAAAAGGUCAAGAUUCAACAAACUAAAAUUCCUUAACCUACCAACAAGGGGACGAGAGAGGAAGUACUCUGAUAUGGAAGGACUAAGCAAGGAGCCAUACCUUUGUGACAGAUCAAGCAUCAUGCUCUCUUCUAUUCCAGAGGCUCCUCCAAGUCCAAGUACCCCACUUCAGAAUCCACAUGAAAAGAAACAACAAUCUCUCGAGGAAGAAGAGGAAGAAAAGGAGACAAAGCACAAUACCCUAUUGGAUCUGAAUGUUUCUGGUGAUGAUUACACUCUUGGUUGUAGUCCACAAGGACUAGAACUCAACCUCAUCACUUGUUUAGACAUGGGAUCAUCAUCAUCUAAUGCUAAUUCAUCAGAAACCCCUCUCGGUGGAUCUGAUGCUGAGCCAAGAGUGUUCUCUUGCAACUACUGCCAUAGAAAAUUCUACAGUUCACAAGCUCUAGGGGGCCACCAAAAUGCACACAAGAGAGAAAGGUCCAUAGCAAAAAGAGGGCACAGGUUUGGAACACAGUUAAUGGCUUCAGCAGCAGCUUUUGGCCUUCCCUUUGUGCAUAACAAUCGCUUUGCAAGCAUGGCUUCUCUCCCCCUUUAUGGUGCUUGCAACAAUAGAUCUCUUGGGAUUCAAGCACACUCCAUGAUCCACAAGCCUUCUCAUGUUAAUGGGUUUGGAAGCUCUUAUGGAUACCAUCAUCAUGGUUGGUCAAGACCCAUUAUUGAUCAUCAACCUGGCAUAGCAAAGCUAGCUGGUGUGGCAGAUUUUCACAGGACAAAAUCAACAUUGUCAUCACCAUCACAAAACAGUGUUGGCAGGUUUGAAGUGGUUAGUCCUAUGAUUAAUUCUGCAGCCAAUAAAGAUAUCAGUGGAUAUGUGGUUGUUAGUGGUGGAACUCGGGUGAAGAGUACUAAUAAUCAAGAUGAAAUGAAGCACCUUGAUUUAUCCCUCAAGCUCUGAACAACAUUUUGGGCUUGGUUUGUUUUUUUUAUAGUAUUUGAUUAUGAGUAAUUCUAGAUCAGUAUAGUUAAGAUUUUGCCAAACUUAUAUAUUUUUCUCACCGUGUGAAAUAACAUUUGUGUAUAUUUAUUUAUCGGAGGAUCAAAGUUCAAGGUUCUUUUUUUGUAUAUGACUUCAGAAUCAUUCAACUCCAGUUAGGUCAGGUGCCUUAUUGAGGUGAAAUUUUAAGGUUUGUUGA
Abrus precatorius (Indian licorice) is the source of this 1247-nucleotide messenger RNA. RefSeq names its product zinc finger protein 3. Gene Ontology annotation, biological process: negative regulation of abscisic acid-activated signaling pathway. The record is from RefSeq and is a predicted model, not a curated record. The transcript has a single exon. NCBI's taxonomy places the organism in Eukaryota, Viridiplantae, Streptophyta, Magnoliopsida, Fabales, Fabaceae. Bases 125 to 1009 code for a protein of 294 amino acids.